This is a messenger RNA of Solanum verrucosum, 1653 nucleotides long. RefSeq names its product laccase-1. The record is from RefSeq and is a predicted model, not a curated record. Bases 1 to 1653 code for a protein of 550 amino acids. The transcript has 5 exons. Gene Ontology annotation, cellular component: apoplast. NCBI's taxonomy places the organism in Eukaryota, Viridiplantae, Streptophyta, Magnoliopsida, Solanales, Solanaceae. Gene Ontology annotation, biological process: lignin catabolic process. Gene Ontology annotation, molecular function: copper ion binding; hydroquinone:oxygen oxidoreductase activity.
AUGGGUAAUCGCGGUCAGUUAUUAAUAGAAAGAAAGAACGUAAGACGUUUAUGUCAUACGAAAAGAUUGCUAACAGUGAAUGGCAAGUAUCCAGGACCAACCAUUUUCGUUCAUGAAGGCGAUAAUGUGGAGGUUAAAGUCACUAACCAGAGUCCCUGGAACACAACUAUCCACUGGCAUGGGGUACGGCAGCUAAGAAGUGGUUGGGCAGAUGGACCAGCAUACAUAACUCAAUGUCCAAUAGUUCCAGGAGGAAGUUACACUUACAAAUUCACAAUUAUUAACCAAAGGGGAACCUUAUGGUGGCAUGCUCAUCUUUCCUGGCAACGCGCCACUGUCUAUGGUGCUUUUAUUAUAUACCCUCGAACAAGGCCUUAUCCAUUUUCAGCUUCUGUUGAAGCUGAAAUCCCCAUAAUCUUUGGUGAAUGGUGGAAUGGAGAAAUUGAAGAUAUUGAAAAUGACAUGAAGUUAUAUGGAAGUGGUCCUAAUUCUUCUGAUGCUUAUACCAUAAAUGGCUUGCCAGGGCCCUCGUAUCCUUGUUCUAAUAAAGAUACAUUCAUCCAGACAAUUGAGAUAGGCAAAACAUACUUGCUUAGGAUCAUCAAUGCAGCACUAAACGAUGAACUCUUCUUCGCGGUGGCAAAUCAUACAUUAACAGUAGUCGAAAUUGAUGUUGUUUACACAAAACCCUUUACAACAAAAGCCAUAAUGAUCACCCCUGGACAGACAACCAAUGUCUUAAUCACUGCAAAUCAAAUCCCUGAUUCAACAGGAACGUUUGUCAUGGCGGCUAGGCCUUAUCUUACUUCAGUCUUCCCAUUUGACAAUUCCACUACAAUUGGUUUCCUUAAAUACAAAAUCCCAAACACAAAAAUCACCAAAACCCCUGUUAAAUCCUUCACUUUGCCUUCCAAUUUACCCCAAAUGGAAGAUACUCAAUAUGCUACCAAAUUCACCGAAAAACUUAAAAGCUUAGAAUCCCCUGAAUACCCUUGCAAUGUGCCUAAGAAAAUAGACAAGAGAGUAAUUACUACAAUUAGCCUUAAUCUUCAAGAUUGUCCUGUUAAUCAGACAUGUAAAGGAUUUAAAAACAAGAAAUUCUAUGCAUCAAUGAAUAAUCAAUCAUUUGUUAGGCCUUCAGUUUCAAUCUUGGAAAGUCACUACAGGAACUUAUCGACUACCAUGUUGUCUAGUUUCCCUGAACGGCCUCCUCAUCCUUUUAACUACACAGGGGUGGAUCCAUUAUCCGAAAACUUGAAUACUGAAUUUAGUACUAGGAUCUUAGUAGUGCCAUAUGGCACGAGACUAGAGAUCGUGUUUCAAGACAUGAGCUUUUUGAAUCAAGAAAAUCAUCCAAUUCAUGUACAUGGUCAUAAUUUCUUCAUUGUGGGAAGGGGAUUUGGAAAUUAUGAUGUUGAUCGCGAUACGAAAAAUUAUAAUGUUGUUGAUCCACCUGAGAGGAACACAGUUGGUGUUCCUGUUGGAGGGUGGGCUGCAAUAAGGGUAAUAACUGAUAAUCCAGGAGUUUGGUUUAUACAUUGUCACUUGGAGGAACAUACUUCAUGGGGUCUUGCUAUGGGAUUGAUUGUUCAAAGUGGUCAACAUCCUUCUCAGUGUUUGCUUCCUCCUCCUCAUGAUUUUCCUGCAUGUUGA